ACGCUUUGCUUCUCUCUCUCGCUAAACUUGCAAACACUUGCAAUUUGGUCCACUCAGUCCCCUUCAUUUUCAUGGCCGUGGUCUGCAAACCCUAACCCCGAAAUCCACUCGAAACCCUCCAAAGAAAGAAAAUCUGCAGGCGAUGGAGAAUCUCUCUUACUCUUCGUACCCAGACUCGCGUGACUCCUCCCCUCGCUCUCGAGAAAUCGAUGAUAACUCGUCAUGGGAAGAGCCCGCCUCCAACAACUACAAGGUCAAGUUUAUGUGCAGCUAUGGAGGCAAAAUCCAGCCUCGCCCUCACGAUAACCAACUCGCCUAUGUAGGUGGCGACACCAAAAUCCUUUCCGUCGACCGGAAUAUUAAAUUCUCUGCGAUUAUGGCUAAAUUGUCGUCUAUAUGUAAUGAUAAUGAUGUGUGUUUCAAGUAUCAACUUCCUGGUGAGGAUCUCGAUGCGUUGAUAUCGGUAACAAAUGAUGAGGAUCUGGAACAUAUGAUGAUGGAGUAUGAUCGCCUCCACCGUGCCUCCGCAAAGCCUGCCAGGUUGAGGUUGUUCAUUUUCCCGUUGAAUCUGCCGCCGUCGGUGGCGAAGGGAGGGUUUGGAGGAGGUGGUGAGGUGAAGCCGGAGCGGCAGUGGUUUGUGGACGCUUUGAAUUCUGUACAGGUGCAGCCUCUCGAAGGCUCAUCACCCCAGGCAGUGGUUGCCGGGACUGGGCCUGCGGGGACUUCAGAUUUCCUGUUCGGACUGGAAAAGGGGUUCCCGGCGGUUGCCCCUACUAAAUUCCAGGAUGCACCGCCGCCGGUUCCUGUUGUCCAGGAUGCCGUAGUCAAGGAUGUUUAUGCUGGAUCGGACUGCGGAUCCGAGGAUCGGCCCGUGAUUGGGGAGCCUGUAUUGCCUUCCGUGGAGAUUCAGAGGCAGAUCCAAGAAUUGCAGAGAAUGCAAAUUGCUGCUGGUCAACAAGAGCAGGCUAUUUUGCAGAGAAAAAUCGACGAGGGAAACCCUCGUAUCUAUAACGCUGGCGACUAUUUCACAACUCAGAAAUUGCCGGAGCAAGUUCUGCCAACUCCGGCGCCGGUACCUAUGCCAAUUCCGGCUGCUUAUUAUCAGGAAAGGCACAUGACCACUGGCGGUUAUCCUGUCGCUGCUGCUCCCGCGGCCACCGGGACUGAGCAGCAAGUGUAUCUUAUUCAAACUGCCACCGGAGUCUAUCAAGCACCAGCACUGCGACCGGUGACAGGACAAGUUGGUCAGCAUUAUUAUGGAGUUCAAAGGGUAGGCCAAGACGUGUACCGGGAGCAGCCGAUGUACAGUGCAGUUCCACCACCGACAGCGUCAUUUCAGCAGCAGCCAAAAGUUGGGGCCUAUACUGAAGGGAUUGGAAUGGUGCAGCCAAAGACUGCCGUGACGGAGCCUGGCUAUGUACAGGUUGGAUAUGACGGCGCGGGAAGGCAAGUCUACUACACAGCACCUCCGCCAUACCAGGCAGUGGCUACGGCUGAUGGAAGACAGGGCGGUGGCGCAGUUAAUCAAGAGGGUAAGGUUGUUCAAAAUGCCAAGCCUACACAAACCUCUUCUGUGUGAAUUUUAUUUUCAUAGAAUAACAUUUUGUUAGCUGGUUUUUAUUUAUAAUUUCAUUGAAAUAAGGAGGUUAUAGAAUUGAUAUUAAAUGUUGCUGCAUUAUGGAAUAUUUUUUGGGUACUGCUGGUUUGAAAUUGUUUGCUGGGUAAAUUAAUGGGGACUUGAUAAUGGUGUAGAUUUGAGGAUGAUUAGUUUAUUACAGUUGGCAAAGUUGUCAUUCCCUUGAA
Molecule: messenger RNA, 1803 nt
Organism: Tripterygium wilfordii
Lineage: Eukaryota; Viridiplantae; Streptophyta; Magnoliopsida; Celastrales; Celastraceae
Exons: 1
Coding region: 143-1579 (478 amino acids)
Molecular function (GO): protein binding
Source: RefSeq, a predicted model, not a curated record